AUGCUGACAGCUGAUCAGACCGGAACCCGCGAGGAGGCGCGGGAACAAUUUGCUCUUUGGCGCGAAAAAGCCAAGGAGCACCUCGCGGCGGAGAGAGCCGCCGAGAUCAAGAAGACCUUCGCCCUCAAGAAGAUGGCCGAUUGGCAUAAAAAGAGUGAGGAGCGAACGGGCACCGAUCUCGAUGCCGACAUCGGCAACGCCUUUGUCGAGCUCCUGGCCCAACAGGCCAAUGCCAAGGUCGAAAAGACCGAGGCUGUUGCGGUUGCCUCCCCCCUCCCCGGCCCCAUCUCCUCCGAGGAGAGGAGGUGA
This is a messenger RNA of Clonostachys solani, 309 nucleotides long. Lineage: Eukaryota; Fungi; Ascomycota; Sordariomycetes; Hypocreales; Bionectriaceae. The record is from the annotation of a GenBank genome assembly.